GUGUGACUCCAGUGGAGUUACAACCGAUCCUGUGAGACUGAAAGAGUAGUUUCUUCGGGGCCGGCAGUUGAUAAAGACCUGGAGAACGUGACUUACGUGCGUAAUCGGGGCUGAUGUCACUGUGAAAUUAUUUCGUUAUUAAAAUCAAUUUUCAACAAUUGAGGAUAUUUUUAUUCGUGCUAAUUGGGACUGGAGACAGAGUCGUGUUGAACGUCCGGUUUUUCAUUUCAUUCAAGUUUUGGUGAAUUGGAGAGGCAGCACGCUCAGCUAGAAGUCAAUAAACGUUGGGUGAAUGCCCGAGGAGCGUUUCCGUCACCCAGAAAGAAAAGUAUUUUGAGGAACACUUCACAGUCAUCAUGAAGUUGGUAAUUUUCCUGGCAUUGUGCAUUGGAUGUACGUGGGCUCGAAAUACGGAUUAUUGUUUCGCCGAAAAUGGAAACCCUUACCUGCAGUUUGCAUCGGUGACGCCGUACAUAGUAUCCACUAGAGGGAGGAAUGAAUAUCAGCAGAUACCGAAUUGCCAGCCCCGUCAAAUCUGGAUGCUCUCAAGACAUGGAAUUCGAUACCCGAAUGCUGAUGAUAUCGUAAAGUUGAUGGAACUGAGAAAUGUGCGCGAUCAAAUUCUAAUCAACCAUGAACAAAGAUCAGAUGGACGUUUAUGCAACGAGGAUUUGGAUAAUCUCAGGAAUUGGUCACCCAACGCCAACAUGACAACGCAAAUGGCGAAGGAAUUGACGCCACAGGGAAUGACAGAGAGCAAACUCUUAGCAGGACAAAUUCGAGUAGCAUUUCCUCAACUUUUUCCUAGGACUCAAGGGGAUAUAUCCCAAGAUUAUGUGUUCAGAGCAACGAAAUCAAUGCGAUCUCAAGCCAGCAUGCGAGCCUUCAUGGAGGGUUUACUCAGUAGAUCUGUACCGACUCCACCUCCAUUCUAUGGAAAUGACACUUUACUGAAAGCAUACCAAUAUUGCCCCCGUUGGAAGGACGGAGAUGAAAACGAUCCUCAUUACGGUAAAGAGUUGGCUGACUUCUUGAGAGGUCACGAAUUCUCCGAUCUCAUUCGCAAUGUCAGCAGUAGACUUGGAUUCCAAUAUCAGUUAUCAGCAGAUAAAAUUCGAAGCAUGUACGACAUGUGUCGCUAUGAAAAAGCGUGGGCAGUGGAAAAAUUAUCCCCAUGGUGUGCAAUAUUUAGUAAUGAGGAACUGAAAGUGAUGGAAUACACCGAAGAUCUUGAGUAUUACUAUACCGCAGGUUAUGGACGAGAAGUAAACAAAAUAAUCGGAUGUUUCCCACUGCAAGACAUGAUGAAUCGUUUUCGAUCACUUGAGCAGAACGAUGCCAAUGACAAGCCUAAAGGGAUAUUCUACUUCACUCACACAGUCACUAUCUUGAGUUUCCUGCGAAAUCUAGGGGCUUUCCAAGAUAGUGAGCCUUUGACGGCUAAUAAUUACAGAAACAUGAUGAGGCGUCGGUGGAGCACAUCGGCCCUCGCACCGUUUAGUUCCAAUGUCGUUGCAGUUUUCUACAGAUGCAACGACAAUGAUGCCCGCGACAAAGUCAUGUUCUAUCUGCAAGGAAAGCCACUGCCACUUGAAGGUUGCCAGGUUGGCCUCUGCAAUUGGGAGUACUUGAAGACGAAACUUGGGGAAACUGCUAGUCAGUGCAGCGAAGAUAAUUGUUAUGGGAGGGGUGGAUCUAUGAUCAAUCAAGCUCUAAUCACUCUGAUUUCAGUCUUCUCCUUGAGUUGUAUUCUGCUGAAAUAGUCAUACCGCAUUUCGCCGAAAUUAAUUAUCAAUGCGGGCUUCAGUGAUAGAACAUUGUUCUACGCACAAAACGGAAUUACAAUUAGUAUUUUUUUCCAUUUGCGAUUUUUACAGUCACGCAUUCUUUUCUUCACCCAAAAUUUUAGUGUGGUGUUUCUCUUCAAGUAAAUUUUGAGCGCUGAAAUAUGCAUUAAAAAUAUGUAUUUAUACUCCAAGGGAGGUUGUAUGACACAGUGUGAUUUAACAUAUAUGUUAUUAAAAAGAAAGUUAUUCAAUUUAAAAAAGAUAUUAUCUUUGUAUACAUAUUGUAAAGUAUGGCCCAUUUAAUAAUAAAGGACUUUAAUAAAAGAA
Diachasma alloeum is the source of this 2114-nucleotide messenger RNA. Its product is annotated as multiple inositol polyphosphate phosphatase 1. Gene Ontology annotation, molecular function: inositol phosphate phosphatase activity; acid phosphatase activity. The transcript is spliced from 9 exons. The coding region runs from base 357 to 1763 and encodes 468 amino acids. The record is from RefSeq and is a predicted model, not a curated record. Lineage: Eukaryota; Metazoa; Arthropoda; Insecta; Hymenoptera; Braconidae.